Messenger RNA from Macrobrachium nipponense, 4773 nucleotides. RefSeq lists its product as uncharacterized. The record is from RefSeq and is a predicted model, not a curated record. The transcript has 4 exons. NCBI's taxonomy places the organism in Eukaryota, Metazoa, Arthropoda, Malacostraca, Decapoda, Palaemonidae. Bases 1007 to 4354 code for a protein of 1115 amino acids.
CACUGACUAGACAGUGCUGCCAGCGACUCCGUAUUGUGCGCAAGAGAAUCCCAAACCUCUCGUGGAAAUUAUAAUGUCCGUGUGUUUAAACGCUUUUGGAACGAGAUUAAAAAGACUCACUACUGAAAUAGUGUAAGAUUGUGAUUCGUAAAAGAAUAGUGAAUUCCACUAGAAGGGAAUUUAUUGUGUUUUCGAGUGAUAAAAGCUUUUGCUGGGAAUUAUUAUUAUGUCUAACUCGAGUCAACGUUUUCCGAAUAAUUGCGCGAGGGACUUUGAAGGUCCUUCUUCUUCGAGGUCUUGAGGAAUCUCUCUCUCUCUCUCUCUCUCUCUCUCUCUCUCUCUCUCUCUCUCUCUCUCUCUCUCUGAAAAGGCUGUUCCGGCUGCUGCUUUGGAGUCGGCAACAGUUAGGAAACCCAGCGGAUUCGUUUAAAGUCACAGGAACAUCUCGACUAUUAGAAGCGGAUAUUGGCAGCGCACUUCUCGAACGAACAGCAAAAAUAGAAGAUUCAUUUCUCGUCUUGGCUCGAGGCUGUUCUGACUUCCCCCUGGUGGCGAGAUGCUGAAAGAAGAUGGUAGGGUGGUCUUCUCUCUGCUUUAUGAUGGAGGUGGCCAGGCACUUGUUCAUAGCCCUGCUCUACUUCACUUCCUGGCAGGAGAAAGCAGAAGGAGCUGGAGUUGGCACUGGAGGAACUGAAGGACACUUGUUACACGAGCUGACCAAGUCUGCAGCUGGAGGGGUUUUUCUUCCUCUUAUUCACAGGAAGUUGCACUCACCCAUCCCAAGAGUCAGAGUAUUGGGUGACAAUCAUGAAAGUGAGGUAGAAAGAAAUGGCAUUGUACCCAAGAGAAGAAGGAAACGAGAUAAACGUACUUAUAACCGACAUUCCUUUGGGAGUGAGGAACUACCACAGACUCCUGAGGAGGAUUUUGCAAAGACGAGGUAAUCCUACCAAGAUCCCUUCAAGGAUCAGUUUUGACUCGCCAUCAGCGUCAUGGCCACAAUAGGAUGCCCACGUGGCUGAGAGAGUAUAGCAGCAUCCUCGCUAACCAUAAUUCAGAGGAUAAUUUCCGUUUGAACGAAAUUGAGGAUAACAUUGCAGCAGUUUUCCGAGAAGUUGCCUAUGGCAAGAAACUGAACCAUGCUUAUACCAAGAGAUUUUCCAAUACUGGUCAUAGGUACGAAAGAACGACUGUUCUGAGUGACACACCAGAUUACAAUUAUGUAGCAGAUGAAAGUUUACCUGUUUUGUCAGGUCGCCGGAGUACGGCAUCGGAUGAUUCUGAUUUAGUUGAAGGCAGUGUUGCCGCCAAAUCGAGUUUAAAUAACGAAAUUUCUUCUUCUGCUUCCGUUGUUGAAAAUUUGGAAAGCAAAGAAGAGAAUGGGUCUAGUUUGAAGCUAAGUACUAUCGAUUCAAAGAACAAUACCCAGGACUCUUCAGAAAUCAAUAGCAGUGUGAAGAAGGAAGCACUGGAUUCAAUUCUUGAAAAAGUAACCCAUGACAAUGAGAUGGUAAGUUUGGUUGAGGGAGAAUAUGGUGAUUUAUUAAAUGUAUCAAAAAGAGUGCACUCUCUCAUAGCUAAUAUGUCACAGAAGAAUGUUAGUGAUAGCAAUAACAAUGUAACUGAUGGGGAGGCAGGUAAACCACCUGUUUCUUCAUUAUCUUGGUUUGAUUAUCUGUUAUGUACAAAUAGGAACAUUACUUGGAUGCUCAUACACUUUCUCUUAGGAGUACUUUUCAUUUCUGUCAGCAUAUUUGCACCUUAUAGACUACUUUCUCUCAGGUCAUGCACUCAAAUACUACCCCGAACACAUUUUGUGUGUGUUCACUUGCUCAUUUUUAUUGCUGUUUCCCUAAAAGCUCUCUACAUGUUUCACCUAGCGUUUGGUGGCAAAGAAAGACUUCCAUUGGUCCUUGUACUUAUACUCACUAAUACUAGCAUUCCUAGCUACAUUUCCACAUACCUGAUUCUCAUAAUCAUGACGUUUCUCACAGCUGAUGUAAAAGUGUACAAACCAAAGUUCUUAACGAUGCAUAAUAUUUCCAUAUUCAUAGUGAUGAUGGUUGUUCUGAGCUUUUUGGCAGAUAUCAUUGUUGGUUCUGCUCACAGCAAGAGUGUUUUGAUUCUGUCCAGGAUAAUGCUAAUCGGUAUUGCUUUGGCAGUGAUUGUAUUUUAUAUCUAUAAACUUCCAAGGGUUUUUCAGGUGAUUCAUAUAUUGAAAAGAGAGUUUCAGGAAGAGCUAAAGCUCUUGGUUGUUCCACCAAAAGAUUCUCCACAGCAAAAACAAGUUAAUAUUAGGUACAUUCUCAGGAAUCGGUUGCACAUUUGGUGUCGUGUCAUGAAUCUGACCACAUUUGCAGUAGGGUUUUGCUGUUUGCUUCAUUUUAUGCAUGCUAUUUUCCUUAUAAGUUCACAAGUACCUGCAUGGGUUUGGUGGUGUGUUCAUGUCUUUGGAGCAUUUUCAGAGGUUGCGCUGGGUAUACUCUUCUGCAUUGCUGCUGCUUUAACACAACGUUAUGAUGAAAAGAGCAGCUUUGUCUAUGAUCUCUUCAUUCCCUCCCAUCUCUCAGAUGAUAAGAAACAAAAUGGAUCAAGAGAAAGAAAUGGGAAUGCUGUUUACCAAAGAGUUUCUUAUUCAAGUGGGACUGAAAGUACCCAGUAUACAGCCUGUCCUAGUGAAAUCGUACCAGCAGGUGUUACUCCUGUCUCAAGAACUCCCAAACCUCCCAGGCGACGAACAGCAACUGUUAGAAGGUCAGCCACCUUCAGCUAUGCACCCCAAUAUCCCAGAGCACCUGGAAGGCCUUGCCAGCCUCCAGCACCGCAUUUGAAUUUUGUAAGGGGUGGGUCAGCCUCCCAGAUCCCUGUUUACAGUCCAGAUUCGCUCUCUCAUAUAUCUGAAAUAUACAGCCCUGCCUCAAUCUCACAUGUUCCAAUUUACAGCCCAGGAAACACCCGAUCCAUGCUGGUUCAUGAAGAUGGCUUUGUGAGAAUAAGAACACCGACUGAUUGCAGAGAUGGGUAUCAUCGCAGAAGUGGUUCACAUCUUGGAAUAUAUUAUGGUCAUGAAGCUGACAUAGGAUCAGAUCCACAAAUUCACUCCAAUCUGCAACAAUGGAAUGGCUAUGGUAGUCGAGAGAGUUUUUAUCAUUGUCUUCCAAGGAGGAGGAGAAGUUCUCGAAGUUCAAGUUUUCACCAACAUGGCCCUGUAGGAGUUGACAGAGAAUUCUUUCCUGUAUCACCAAGACGGGUUCCUUUGGACCAAGUAAACAUACAUGAAAACAUUGAUCCAAGAUUUUCUGAGCCAAACUAUCAGAGUUUUUCACGAAGAAGACAUAGGUCAAGGGAAUCAAGUUUGAAGGUACUGAAUAAUGCUGAUCACGAGAAAGAUGACCGCAAUUCAAGUCAGAGUAGGAGGUCCAGUGCACAAGGAAUGAAUUUACACCUGAAUAACCUGGAUAGGUCUGAGGAAAGUUAUCCUAACAUAGUGAGAAGAAAUCUGUCCCAUGAUGAUAACAAUGAACCUAUCUAUCACAAUGAGAGCAGUUACCAUAAGUAUCCAGUAGCCAAAAAUAUUUCACAGCACACUCCCAGAGUGUCUCCCUUAAAUGUCAGUGAUCAAAGUGCUGCAGUUCACGUGUCACCCCAUUCUGAAAGCCCACCUCACAGACAAAAGAUUUCCAAUAUAUCGACACCUCCUUACAAAAAUGUUCACUCUCCAAGUGGUGUCCAUUCACCAACUGCUGUUCAUUCACCCACUACAGGCAUUUCACCUGUCAUCUCCAGAAGGGAGGCUCACUACCCAAAACCUUUCUCGCACAGAGGGAGCAGCUCAAGUCUCAGAUCAGAGGACAUACCUUAUAUAGAACAUUACCAACGGACUAAUCCGGUCAGGAGGAACCACUCUUCAGCAGGCUACUUCCCAUCACGAUAUCUUCAGCCCAUAGAUCCUGCUCUGACAGAUGAGGCACAGAGGUAUGGGUCACUUCGCAUAGGUAUUGCUAAGAAGAAGAAGCAUGGCUAUGUCCUCCACACCAACACAAGUAAGCUUUUGAACAAGUAUUUGGACAAGUACCCCAGAUCAGCCAGUGAACAAGACGGCGAAGCAAGUGAGUACGGUGUUCCUAACAAAGUGCGUAAUGCGAGUGAGUCUCGGGAUGGGACAGCUGCAGCGGAAGGGGACAGCAGUGAAUGCGACAACUCGCAAAGUGCAGCAAACACUAGCAAAGGAAGCGACGCCGACUGGGCAAUAGAGCUCAUCACGAGCAGCUCCAUGUUGACGGACUUUUACUCACUGAAACGAAGCAAAAGGAAAACUGAAGAUAUAGAGGAAGAGGAGCCCUCUGCUACAUAGCAUAUCUGGAAUAUAUUUCAAAUGCAUGUUGUAGUGCAAAAUAUACUCUAUAGGUCGAUGUGUGUUUGUGUAUAUUUUUUAUGAUAUUUCUAAUGAUUUUCAGCAUAGUUACAGAAGUAAGGAGAUAUCUUUUGUAAAUUACCGUGUUGCUUUCGUGCUCUCUAAACACAAAACGGUGGCCUUAAUACUAGGUACAUAGUAUGUUUUUAUGUCUCAGUUUGGAGCGUGGUUCGAGUGCUGGGCAUUCAUACUGGAGCUGGUAACCUUAUUUAUGGACCAAGAUACAGGCUUUUACCAGACAGUCUUUUAUUUUUUAGUCAACAUCCCAUUUUUUGCGUGCGUCUAGGACGCGCGUUGAUGUGGACCAAAGGAGACAUCAUCCUGUGUAUAGUUGAUUUUUAUUAUAUUCCUAGUCAGUA